Messenger RNA from Centropristis striata (black sea bass), 1908 nucleotides. RefSeq names its product cell division cycle associated 8 (gene cdca8). The record is from RefSeq and is a predicted model, not a curated record. Gene Ontology annotation, biological process: mitotic sister chromatid segregation. NCBI's taxonomy places the organism in Eukaryota, Metazoa, Chordata, Actinopteri, Perciformes, Serranidae. The transcript has 12 exons. Gene Ontology annotation, cellular component: chromosome passenger complex; chromosome, centromeric region; spindle midzone. The coding region runs from base 475 to 1308 and encodes 277 amino acids.
AGCUUGAACCGCAGCUUCUCCUCCAGGUCAGGGAAGUCUCUCAGCGGUGUGUUGGAGAUCUGGACGUUGGAAAGCGCUCGGGACUGCUCCGCCAAGUUCCCAAGAGAUACCAUCAGAGGGCUGCAGUCUGCCAACACACUCCUCCAUACUUUCUGAUUGUUUUCAACACUCUGGAAGCUUUUCUUCAGGGCUUGGUGAAGGGGAAGAAGUGCAGCAUUUUAAAUGUGAGGUAGUGUUAGCUGCUAACAGCAUCACAUUGCUACCAUGUUGCCUGAACCCAUUUCCGGCCUCCUGAUGUAAACACUGACGUCUACUGCUGCGAUUGGUUGAGAAUAAUUUUGGUGACGCAAAGAAAACACGCGUUCUGAUUGGCUGACCGAACGACUGGCCCCUCCCUGCGCGAACAUUUGAAAACGGCUUCCUGAGGGAGGAAGAAAGAGACCGAAGAAGAAAAGCAACACACACCAAACAGACAUGGCUCCCAGGAAAAGAACCACCAAACAACGGAAAAACAACCCCAAGACGGCCAAGUUGGAGGCCUUUCUGGAGGAUUUCGACAGCGAAGUGAAGACCAGAGUGGGGCAGCUGAAAGAGAGGAUCAACCAGCUGCUGAAAGAUGUUGACAACAGCUACAACAUGGCACUAAUUAAGCUCCCCAAAGCCAUCAGGCAAACGCCCUGGAUAGAACAUUUCAAUUCUGAGAAACCAAAGUCUCCAGAAGUGGAUAAUAAAAAGAGAGAAGAGGAAGCUGCUAUUGUUGACAGUGUUGUGGCUGAGGACCACGCCGUCCUUCUGAAAUCAGUCAAGAAAAUGUCCAAGAAAAAAGGCAAAUCCGGUUCAGAGGAUGAAAACAUCCCGAGCACCACAAAGAAGGGAAAAGCAACAAGGAAACCUCCAACUACAUCAAAAAGAGCAAAGGCACUGUCAGUCAGCAAGCAGAACACCUCCAUCAGACGAUCUAGCAGGAAGCCUUUGGUCACUCCUGCCAGGAGUAUGCUGGAUUCUUCUUUGAUGAUGGGCCCCACUCCCCUCGUUACCCCGCGCUUUGACCCAAGGCUUCCAAAGACCCCCGCUGUGAGGAUUCCUCGCCACAAAGAGAGGGUUUAUAGCAUUUCAGUCAACGGCUCUCCCAUCUCAUCAGGAAACAGCGACAUUGUCAUCAACGUCCCCAUCGGCAACGGAGAGAGCCUCCAGCUGUUGGCCAGUCAGAUGGACUCGGUGGACCUGUCUCUACUGGAUGAAUCUGCUCUGAGGAGCAUUCGGCUGCUGCAGAAUCGCCUCACAACCCUUUGUGCAACAUCCGAGUGACCUGUCUAUCUGCUGUCGACUUGUACAUUACUUACAUAAACUUUAUCUUUAUUUCUUUAUUUUAAAGCGUUGCUUCCUCUCCUAUCACAUGGUUUGAGGUUUGUUGUUUUUUUACUGAUAGGUGAGAUUUUAAAAGAUGUAACAUGCACAGAUUCUUAACAUAACCAUAUUUUGUCAGUAUAUUGUUUUACUGGAUGUAGUUUUCUUAAAACACAGAUAAUGAAAGCUGUCAAAUAUAUAAAUGAGGAUUUAGGUGUGUUAUUUUACCAUUUGCGCAUUCACUUUUAUAAGAGUUGUUCUUUGAUUUUCCUAUGAAUGUUACCUUCUGCUUUUGUAGCUUUAGGUUUAAUCCCUGGGGGAAUUUUGCCUAAUGUCCGUUUCAUUUUUAGUGCUUUUUCAGUGUUUUCUUCCUGUCCAGGAUUUUAGUUAUCCUACAAACCUUGUAAGUCCGUGAAGUGACAGAUCUGUACUCCACAAAUAUGAUUUAGUGUUCAUACUUUGAUUUGUAAGUAAUCUUACAUUUUUUGUGUGCUUCAUUUUGUCAUACAUGUACAUAACCUCACUCCUUAUCUUCAAAACUGAUAAAGGAAUUUGACCACA